AUGGCAGGAGUGAACGGAGAUCGUAAGGGGAAGAAAGACGACAAUGGGCUUGGCACGGCGAUCGACUUUGUGCUCUCCAAUGCAAAGCUGGUGCUGGGAGUUGGAGGGGCAGCCAUGCUUGGUAUCGCCACACUGGCGGUCAAAAGAAUGUACGACAGAGCUCUCAGUGCUCCAACCAGCCCCACUAAAGCUGACCCAUCAGGACAGAGAAGCUGGGAAGAGCCGAGCUGGCUGGGAUCUUCACCACGCACACUGAACCAUGACAUGAAGCAGAACAUAAGCCGCUCUCUCCAGACGCUUCCCACCUCCUCCAGCUCCUUCAAGCCAGACUCUUUGCGUCGUGUGAUGGGUCGUGGUGGUGGCAGUGGUCCUGGUAAGGCUGAGCUCCAGAGGGCAAGGAUGCGUCUAUCACUACAGGAACACCUUUGGGCCUUCUUUCAUGAGCGAGUGGCGAUCCCCUCAGAAGAGCAGGCUGUGGCUCGGCGUGCUGCGUUGGAUAUCUGUGCCGAGCUCAGAGUCUUCCUGCACGCCAAACUACCGGACAUGCCCUUACGAGAAAUGUACCUCAGCGGCAGUCUCUAUGAUGAUCUCCAGGUGGUGACUGCAGACCAUGCCCAGCUGAUGGUACCCAUGAUACUUGAGAAGAACCUCUGGUCAUCCAUUCCUGGCGAAGACACCAUCAUGAAAAUGCCUGGCUUCUGGCUGGUCCGUAGGGAAAACCUUGAAUACUUCCCUCGUGGGAGCAGCUACUGGGACCGCUGCAUGGUGGGUGGCUACCUUUCUCCAAAGAGCAUUCUGGAAGUCUUUGAAAAGCAUGUUGCUGGGUCCAUCAACUGGCCCGCAAUUGGUAGCGUUUUAGAUUACAUAAUUCGCCCCGUGGUUCCAUCGGAAACGCUAACGUUGGAAGUGCAAUACGAAACAGACCGUCGCCUUUACGUAGACUUCCUCCCAUUGCUUGUUAUGGAAGAUGGAGUCUCGCUGAUCGCCAAACCGCAUCGAUUGGCUGCCGAACGGCAUGAGAAUUUGUGGCGUCAGAGUUUUCGUGCAGCAGAGACAGCAAAGUUACGUACGCUCGAUCAGGAAGAUGGUGGGUGUCGCUGUGCUUGUCUCAAAGUCGUUAAAGCGGUGUGUAAAAUCAAUCCCGCACUAGCGAGAAUAAGCGCAAGCCAGCUCACUAAUGCAAUCCUCCUCCUAAGUGAACAGGAGGGCGAUUGGACUCAGGAAGCGCUAGCCGACCGUUUUUUGCAGCUGCUUCAUGUUCUAGUGGGACACCUAGAGGCUGGGAGGCUACCCUGCACCCUAAAUCACAAAGUCAAUCUUUUCUGUGAGCUAACUCCACAGGAAAUCGAUGAACUGGGUUACACACUCUACUGCGCGUUGUCCGACCCAGAGAGCCUGCUCAGAACUGUUUAACAAAAAUGUGCUCGUACCCUUCUACAGUUUGGCCCCUGUGCAAGGCCUAAACAUGGAUAUAUAUACAGUAUAUACCCAAUCAUUUGAGCAUAGUUGAUCUACAAACAAAACAUUUCUGUUUUCUUUUGUGUCCUGGUAUGAUUAGAUCAAUAACCUCACUCAUUUCACAAAUGUGCUUUUGUAGUCAUAUUUUACAUGUUAAGUGUACCAUAAACACUUACUUUCUCUUGCAAGGAAUACCACCUAAUCUUGUUGGUCAUAUUAUUUACAGCCGGUCAUAUAUCAUAUAUGUAAAUGUGACUCUCCUAGAGCAGUUUUGAAGUGUCAAUCAAUUUAUCUAGUGGAGAUUCAAAAUCCACAUCAGCGCUCUGUACACUCAAAAUAAUAAUAAUUUUAGCCUAUUUUUUUGAUUUACGCAUUUAAAAUUCUUAACAAAAUUCCAUUUAAAAUAAUUAAAAAUAAAAUGAAUACAACUUGAAAUAUUUCUUUAUUUUAUUUUAGAUUACUCUAUUUAUUUUAAAGGAAUUUUGGUAUGAAAUUGAUUUGCGUGUAUCUUAAUAAAUGUAUUUUUUUAAGUGUUGUCAUGUUACAUUGAUCUAUUAUUUUGUAAUUUUUUAUCUUAUGUUCUUAAGUUAUUUGCUGUGUGAACAUGAUUCAGGAUAUCUUCUGGUUUAGCUCCUGGAUUCAUUUAAAAUAUGCGCACCUGAGUUAGCUGCCUUUGGGUGACGUUCAGAGUUAUAUGUGACCGUAUUUGUAGAUUAUUCAAAUUGUGUGGUUGGGUAAGAAACUGGACUCUGACCAUCAAAACAGGAUAUGAUUCGAGAGUUUGAUGUUGCUCUUUGUUACUUUUCAAUUUCAAGUGACGUUUGGACACAUAAUUGAAUCUCUUAAGAACUCUUGUUUCUAACAUAUCAAAUCUUAAGGUAAAAAAAUCUAAAUACUUGAUCUAGAUGUGAUCUUCUUUCCAGAUGAUGUCUGUCGAUUAAUCAAAAUUGGUAUGAAACACAAUUGGAGCGAUUUGCAAAUAAAAACAUUAAUAAAGUAAAAAUAAAAUGUGUUUUGUAUCUGCAUUAAAAUAUGCAAAUGACCUAUUAUUAAAGCUGUGCUAAUGGAGUUAGCGUUAUACGUUUUUUUAUUUGUUGAAAUUGGUGCAAACAUGGCCUGUUUCCAGCUGCAUUCUUUUAAAAUUACCUUUCCAAAGUUGGUCAUAAGUGUUCCAGAAGAGUGGUGGAUGUUAUUGAAAUGGUUGAAACGGGUUACUAUCACACUACUGAUAUCAGAGAGUACUAAAUUCUUAUCUGAAUGAAUAACCAAAAGACAUCUUUAUUCAUUAGACUGGCUAAACAAAGAGCAAAAUAUGUAUUAAAGCCGGCUAAUAAACCCAAACAGCCCUUGCAGACCUCUAGGAAGAGUUUCUGCAGAAAUGUGAGACUUCCCUUCCCUUUGUUUUCUGUUCGUGUGGGUUUUAAAGAAUGUUUGGAUGAAUUGAGUGUGCAUUGAAAAAUAUGUAAAUGAGCUUAAUAAAAUAUACUUUAUAAAAAUCAUAGACAUUUUUGUAUUGAUUGUACAGAUGUAACCAAAAAAAAACAAGUGUGUAGAUAUGUAUGUAAAUAUGUGUAACGAUCAUACUUAAUGUGCUUAGUGUGUUAGAACAAGAUCUCUUACGAAAUGUCAAAACUGGCAGGAGAUGGCAUGUUUAUGUAUCGAAUCAUUCAUUUUGCUUGCAGAACCAGAACACCUGUGUCUACCUGUGUUAUGUAGCAGAAACACAUUUACCCUGCAAAUUAUAUUAAUCUGAGCAGCACCAAAUCCAAAGUAGACCAACUUUUAUCUUGUGGGUUCAGCUUGGCCUAGUACUUGUGAUGUUUGUGGAUUUGUUUCUUCAGCGGAUUAUGUUUAUUAAAGAGCACUUUGUAUAAUUGUUUUAUGUUCUGGUAGAAUUAUUUGCUGCUAUACAGAGUAAAGGAUGACAUUAAAAUGGA
Xyrauchen texanus (razorback sucker) is the source of this 3395-nucleotide messenger RNA. RefSeq names its product mitochondrial dynamics protein MID51. The transcript is spliced from 4 exons. Bases 1 to 1413 code for a protein of 470 amino acids. Gene Ontology annotation, biological process: positive regulation of mitochondrial fission; mitochondrion organization. Gene Ontology annotation, cellular component: mitochondrial outer membrane. NCBI's taxonomy places the organism in Eukaryota, Metazoa, Chordata, Actinopteri, Cypriniformes, Catostomidae. The record is from RefSeq and is a predicted model, not a curated record.